This is a messenger RNA of Bicyclus anynana (squinting bush brown), 4073 nucleotides long. It is a transcript of the gene Ntan1, whose product is annotated as protein N-terminal asparagine amidohydrolase. NCBI's taxonomy places the organism in Eukaryota, Metazoa, Arthropoda, Insecta, Lepidoptera, Nymphalidae. Gene Ontology annotation, cellular component: nucleus. Gene Ontology annotation, biological process: ubiquitin-dependent protein catabolic process. The coding region runs from base 490 to 1431 and encodes 313 amino acids. The transcript has 11 exons. The record is from RefSeq and is a predicted model, not a curated record. Gene Ontology annotation, molecular function: protein-N-terminal asparagine amidohydrolase activity.
UUGUAUUUUGUUUUGAUUUAAAAUUUUAUUUACGUAUUUCAAUAAAUUGUUGAAAAUUGGAAUUAAAACGAAUGGAAAAUAAUAAAUAAUGAUCAUUGUAUACGACACUCAAUGACUUUUUAUUUUCAUGUCUUGUACUUUCUGCAGUAAUGUGUUAUCGUAAAUAUCUGUAAAAUAAAUAUAAAAUGUGGUUUUUUACGCUAGUUGUCCGUUUUAAUUUAUGAACGUUAUAAUUUUGUGUUAGUGUGCUGGACAUGUAAAGUUGUUAAUAAUUGCGAACUCGAACUAUAUUUUGGUAAAUGGUGGUGGAAAAAGCGAGGAAGCAUGCCAAGACUAAACGUCUAGACACCGUCCCUUAGAAGAUGUCGUUACAAAUUGUAUAUUUCAAAUUUGCCCGGACUCGAAUGUACAAGUACUACAUAUUAUAAAUGUUGACCAGGCAUCCUGAAUGAUCGUCGCUUCAACGGGUCCACCUUGUAAACAUUCAGCAUGGUGGUAGUGCUGAACGGAGUCCUCGUGGACGAGUGUCCGACGUCGGUGCGAGCGCUCCUGGCGGCGCACCCCGGCUACAGAGACGCGGCUGCGCAGCUGCUGGCGGCGGCGGCGCGCGUCGUCGGGCCCGCCGGCCUGCUGUACGUGGCGCAGAGGGAGCUGGCGCAGGUGGUGCCUCAUGACAAAAACGUCAGUAUCAUAGGGUCAGAUGACGCCACGUCGUGUAUUAUAGUCGUUGUCAGACAUUCAGGGUCAGGGGCAGUGUCACUAGGUCACCUGGAUGGGUCGGGCACGGCGGAGGCAGCGGCCGCCAUGGUGGCGCGGGUGCAGCAGCUAGCGGUGGGCUAUCCGGAGGGAAGGCUUGAGUUGCAGCUGGUCGGCGGGUUCACUGACCCACAUAGAUACUCGGACGAACUGUUCGCCAAUAUUAUGUUAUCAUUCCAUCGUCUGACGGAGGAGAUAGACUUAACCCUCGCGUGCUGUUGCGAGUUGAACACGGCGCUCGGCGGGGGGUCGCCCGCACCCCUCGUCACCGGCGUCGGUGUGGACAUCCGAGCCGGUGACCUCUUCCCGGCAACCUUCCCCGACAAGGGGCCAGAGCUGCCCCUGCGCGGAGCGAGAAACAUCACUGGCGGACCCAACUCUGGACAAGUUCUCGAUAUAUACGAUAACGCGGUGGGCAUGCUUCGCAUCGGGCCAUUCACAUACGAGCCGCUGCGAGGCGUGGACCUGUGGCUCGACCAGUCGGACGACUUCAUACUGCAACACCUCAGCACCACGCCGGCGGUGGAAGCGCCGCAUUUUGUGCAUCACAUCCGUGUAACCCUGAAGUUCAUCCAGCAGCAUCCGUUCCCCGCGGUAACCGUGUUCCCGGACAACCGGCCGCACUACUACCGGCGCGACGAGCAAACCGGCUGCUGGGUGCCCGUGCGCUUCUAGACUAGCCCCGAGAACGAUGCCACUAUACUCCGCGCCACGCAACAAGUCCCGUAGACGCUAAUGUCUUAAUGGCGCUUAUUGUGAUUUGGUAAUGGCGGUCUUAUUGUCAUUUAUGUAAAGGGCAAACGCCAUUGUGUUCAGAGGGUGAUGGUGCAUAGUGGCUGACAAUUGUCGAUCGUGGUGCACAAUCUGGAAGUUGUCGGAUUUUUUAGGCACACUUCAAAGGAAUCGUGGCGUAUCGUGGAUUCACACAAUCGCCCAUUGCUUAGUUCGCCGCAGACCUCUGAUAGAGAUAUUACGUCCUAUACGUUGAAUAGUCAGCAUCUACCAUCGCCUUUGUUUAAAUAUAUUUGUUGUGGUGCACACUUUUAUAGUACUUAUAGGCAGUAUAAGUAUAUAAAUAAAUAGCCGCGGCCGUAAUUGCUUCCACGUCCAUGCAAGUGCUUUACCAGGCAACAAUGAGCCAUGCGCCAUCGUGUGAACACCACGUGAUCGUGGCCUACAGUUGUGCAUUGCAAAGCAUGGCCCAUCACAAGCCAUUGUGUACUGGAAGCUUAAGGCGCUGUUAAUUUUAGUUCAGGUUUUAGCCGAGGGACUUGUGGCGUGGAGUCAUUAGGCAAACCAAAUGCUUGGGUCUUUCUCCACUCAGUACAGAGGUGACGACAGAUGGUAGCGAGAGGCAAUUUCUUUUUUCUACCCCCAUUUCUUAAUCUAUUCAAUAUGAAUCUGGUUAUUGUACGACCGCUUCGCCUCAUUGCACAAGAAUCACUCUUUCUUCAAUUGCCUUCAUUAUAUGUAUUGGGUUUUCCAGUAAUGAAAUGAAAAAUGUAUGCGCCUGACGACUGCUCAUUUUGCUCUAUGCUACCCACGACAUAUUAUCAUUGUGAAGACAAAAUGAAAUUAUACUGAAAAAUACAUAAUGAAAACAUACUGUCUGCCAAUAACGCCGAACCGGAAAUAUCGUUCUAUAGCGUUACUCCAUCAUUUUGCUUUCGAGAGUUAUGUCGUGAGCCUCAUGUUAGGCCAACUGUACUGCGCGACCAGACUCAAUCACGUGGUUUGCCUUUACGAAUAUUCAGUAGAUCCUAUAAUAAUCAGAAAAGUCACUAACAACAGCAAAAUUAGACAACCAGCAAUAUAUUCCUGUUUAGUUUAUUCUAGUGUUGUGUAUAUUAUAAUUAUUAUCAAUAUAAUUUAUUCAACUCCAUUCAAUUCCCAGUGACUACUGACAAAAUAUUUGUCAUGAUUUUCCUAUUGGACCACCCUUAAGUUAUUGUGUAGGAUUAUAAAGAUACUAUUGAUAUAUUUAAGAUUACAUAUUUGUUAUGAAAUGUACAAGUUAAUUUUGAAUUUAAAUUGCACAUGUAAAUUAAUUUCUAAACUAAAACCAUAAUUUAAUUAAGAUGGAUUGAAUGUGUUGCUAAUUUAAUUUUAAAAAUCCUAACUAAAUUACGAAAUGACUUUAUUAUACUUCUAUCCUUUUGCUGCAAGAAACUUGUUAAAAUUAUAGAGCGUUAAUUUCAUACAUAUAAAUUUAGUCCAGACACUUGUGUAAGCCAUUGCUAUUAAAACUAACACUACACUUUCUCUGAACUACUUAACUUACACUGCACGCGAUAUAAAAAUUCAUGGACAAAAUGUAACGUUAAAAAAGGGUCAUGAGAUAGAUCAUAUUUUUGUUAUUUUAUAAUUUAUGUGUCAUAUUAUCGUAUGACAUUUGCUCCUUUUGUGGAACAUUAUUAUAUUAGUUAUUAAAUAUCAGUAAUUGAAAUAUUCGAUUUUGUUUGUUUAUUUUUUUAAUUUUUAGUCGUAGUAUUGUGUCAUCUAUAUUAUGUACUAUGAUUUGUGUUUAGUUUAAUGGUUUUUAGUAUAAAGCAAAUGCCAUACAAAUGCGUCCUGUGUGUACAACCUUGGUCAAGCUUGUGUAUGUAAGUAAAACACAGCUGUCCCUUAAGGCAUUAUUGCCUAUCUGUAAGAAAGGCAUUAUUCCGCACAUUUUACCCUAAAAUAGAAUAGCUAUUGACAUUGUCUGUAAAUAUUCAUUAGAAUGUUAUUUACCGUGUAGUUUUAAGGUAAUUGUAUAUUUUGACAUAUCGAUUUUAAUUAAUAUUUUUGUUAUGAUAAUUGAUUUUAACCUUGUUGUAUAUAAUAUUUUUUAAUUAUGUAUUCCGUUUCAAAUUCAAAAUAUUUAUAAAAAUUGAUCUUCAAUAAGGUACUACUUUUAGGAAUAUCGAUAUUCCAAAAAAUGUUGCAGACAUCACUAUUGUGUGAAUUGUCUAUGCUAUAAUAAAUGCAAAUGACAAUGCGGUGUCUGUCGAUUAAGUUGGAAAGAUUCCCUCAUCUGUCAUAAUUCCCAUGUUUCUCCAGUGCAUCUAUGGAAUUAGUUCACUAUUUAACGCUAAAAUGCAUUAUGCGGCAAAUGAUUUAUAAAUAAAACCAACAAUGAACUUUUUCCAAGGACUAUUUCUAAUACAUUUAAGGUUAUGUGUAUGUAAAAUGGACAGUAUACUGACUAGAUUGCUUUGGGGACAAUAUAUUAUGUUACUGUAAAUAUAAUAGUAAUUGACGAAAAUCGUUAUAGUGGCGUUAUUAGUUAUUGUUUUAUGUAAUAUAAUGAAUAUUAUAUUGAAAGUUUAAUACUU